GCCUUCGUGUGGAUCCUUGUCUUGGCAGGGGGCAUCCCGUGAUGGUCUGACAACGUUCAUGAAACUGUGGACAUCGCAACGUUGGGGCAGGGGUGGCGACAUUGUGCCAGGUAGAGACAGUUAUUGGUGAACGUUGUCAUCAACAACAGUCAGUAAUCAUGAGAGAGAUUGUCCAUCUUCAAGUUGGCAAGUGCGGCAACAACUUAGGUGCCCAGUUCUGGGAGACAGUAAGUGACGAGCAUGGAAUUGACCCAACAGGAACAUUCCGAGGAGAGUCAGAUCUCCAGUUGGAACGUAUCAACGUCUACUAUAAUGAGGCCACUGGUCAUUUCACCGAUGGUGCUGAACUUGCUGAUAGUGUACUGGACAUUGCUCGAAAAGAGGCUGAAGGUUGUGACUGUCUGCAGGGAUUUCAGAUAGCCCACGCGUUGGGCGGUGGCUGCGGCUCUGGCCUGGGCUGUCUGCUCAUGCUUCGGCUCAAGGAGGAGUUCGCUGACCGGAUGUUCUGCUCUUUCGCUGUGCUGCCUUCACCCAAAGUCUCUGACGUGGUUGUAGAACCCUACAACGCUAUCCUGUCUCUGAACGUACUCAUCGAGGCUGCCGACCACGUCUACAUGCUGGACAACGAGGCGCUCUAUGACAUCUGCUACAGGACCCUCAAACUCUCUGCGCCGUCUUUCGGCGACCUCAACCAUCUAGUUUCCUGCGUUAUGUCCGGUGUGACAACCAGUUUUCGAUUCCCAGGCCAGUUGAACGGUGACUUACGCAAACUGGCCGUGAACAUGGUGCCUUUUCCACGUCUUCACUUCUUCAUGCCUGGAUUCGUGCCGCUCACAUCUCGCGGCAGCCAGCCCUACCGGGCACUGACUGUCCCAGAACUGACCAGCCAGAUGUGGGACGCCAAAAACAUGAUGUGUGCCGUUGACCCUAGGCAUGGGCGCUUCCUCACAGCCGCCGCGGUCUUCAGGGGCAGAUUAUCUACAAAGGAAGUUGAAGAACAAAUGCUAAAUGUCCAGACCAAAAACAGCCCUUACUUCGUAGAGUGGAUUCCCAACAACGUGAAGUCCAUCAUGUGCGAUAUACCACCUCGGGGACUUCGAAUGGCAGCAACUUUCAUCGGGAAUACUACUGCCCUGCAAGAUCUCUUUAGGCGCAUUGGAGAUCAGUUCGUGGCUCUGUUGCAAAGAAAGGCGUUCUUACACUGGUACACCGGAGAAGGCAUGGAUGUGUCCGAAUUCUCAGACGCCGAAACCAACAUGCGAGACUUGAUAGCCGAGUACCAGCAAUACCAAGAUAUCCCGACAGCUGAAGGCAUGGACUACCUGGGGGAUGCCUUGGAACUGGCUAAGGGCUCUGGCUAUUGACCAACUACUUAUUUACUUACGUACUUACGUACUUACGUACUUACGUACUUACUUACUUACUUACUUACUUACUUACUUACUUACUUACUUACUUACUUACUUACUUACUCAUCCCUUAGUCGUCUAGAUGACCUUUGGGGCACCAAGGAUGAUCGGGCAACUACUUUUCUCCAUCCGUCUGUAUUUUCGGCCUUUCGAAGGCUUUCACUCAACUUAAAACCUGUCCAUUCCGUUAUUUUUGUCUCCCCAUCUCUUUUUCAGUCUGCCUUUCCUUCUCCCUCCCUGUACAGUGUCCUGAAGGACCAACUAACUUGUGAUCAAAUUGAGGAAAAGCAAUAAAAGGUGCUGGAAUGAGGAGUUUGGUUUCUAGGUUAAGGUCUUAACCCCUACACUGCCAGGCGUGCUCUUUGGUCCUAAGAAAUAGCGAAAGAGUGGCGGGCUUGAUAAUGAAGAGGUUAAGAUUGUAAAUAGGGCACGGGUUACAGUUUCAGUGCGAAGAGUAUAUUAGAGGAAGAAGAAAAGGGAUUAAAUUUUGUGUCGAUCCUGACUGAUUGUGGUCAAGAUU
Messenger RNA from Aplysia californica (California sea hare), 1929 nucleotides. RefSeq names its product tubulin beta chain. The record is from RefSeq and is a predicted model, not a curated record. Gene Ontology annotation, molecular function: GTP binding; structural constituent of cytoskeleton; GTPase activity. Lineage: Eukaryota; Metazoa; Mollusca; Gastropoda; Aplysiida; Aplysiidae. Gene Ontology annotation, cellular component: microtubule; cytoplasm. Gene Ontology annotation, biological process: microtubule cytoskeleton organization; mitotic cell cycle.